This is a messenger RNA of Daphnia pulex (common water flea), 2567 nucleotides long. RefSeq names its product serine protease inhibitor 42Dd-like. Gene Ontology annotation, molecular function: serine-type endopeptidase inhibitor activity. The transcript has 8 exons. The coding region runs from base 227 to 2338 and encodes 703 amino acids. The record is from RefSeq and is a predicted model, not a curated record. Lineage: Eukaryota; Metazoa; Arthropoda; Branchiopoda; Diplostraca; Daphniidae.
GGAUGGGCGAGGCUACCUUUUGAAGGCCAUAUACAAGUAAAGGACCGAAUGCAACCGAAUCAGUUGGCCGCUGUUUGAGUGUUUGUUAAGUUCGAAACAGUGCUGUGAUUGCAGGGACUUGUGGCGUUGCAUAGCAAAAUUUCGAAAAUUCUUUCAAUACAAUCAUUCAUAUCUCAAUAGCCGAAAAGAAAACUUGACACUCUUUUUGACUGCGUUACGCCUUAACAUGAAUCCCAAUGGGACCACAUCGCUGCUUUAUUGUUGCACUUUUCUAUUGCUUUGUUCCUUAGGGCUGGCAAAUUGCCAGUCUGAAUGGGCGAUGAGUAAUGUAGCAGAAUCCUUGCACUUAUUCACAAAGGAAAUUUUUCACAGUGUCGAACACACCGAUAAAACCACAAAUUUAGUAAUUUCCCCCUUGAGCCUUUUUGCGGCCCUAUCGCUAACCUCGAUUGGAGCUAAGGGCACAACGUUGAACCAAAUUCAACAAGCUCUGCGAUUGUCGACAAAUGCUUUAACACGAAAGGGUGGAUUGGCCCACAUAAUCGCAUCAAUGACGGCACAAAACAGCAAAGAAGUUGUGAUGGAUCUGGCAAACUUCGUGUGGGUCCCGCGCGGAUUGGCCGUAAAAGCUGAAUACGCUCGAUCCGUUCAGGAAAUUUUCCAAACCCGAGUUCGUGAUGCUGAUUUUACACGCGUAGAAGAAGUGCGCCAGGUGAUCAACCAUAGAAUUGCGAAUAUUACCAAAGGUCACAUCACAGAGCUCUUUCCCAGAGGAUCCAUAACCAAGCAGACACGAUUACUGCUGGCUAAUGCACUUUACUUUAAGGGACUUUGGGUUCAUGCCUUUAACCAAACAGAUACCUAUUUGGAACGAUUUUUUAUGUCUAAUGGUCAAUCUGUCGUGGCCCGGAUGAUGCACGGUUCUGGCACCUUUCAAGCGGGAGUUCUUGACGAUCUUGGAGCCAAAGCUAUCUUAUUACCAUAUCAGGGUAAUCGCUAUGGAUUGCUGUGUGUUUUACCUGAUCGCAAUGUAGAACUUAGUGAGGUUGAAAAUCGUAUGCUCAGUUCUGGCUACACCCCUACGAUUCUGCUGAGAAAAAUGAUCCAACGUGAUGUCAACAUAACUUUACCUAAAUUCAACAUACAAUUUGACAUCGAAAUGUCGCCUACCUUGCAAAAGAUGGGCAUCCGCAAUUUGUUCACAAAUGAAGCAGAUCUUUCCGGUAUGAGUUCAAGCUCCCGUUCAGCAAUGUUGAAAGUGUCUAGCGUUUAUCAUCAAUGCACCAUUGAGGUGAAUGAGGGCGGAAGUGAAGUCAGCGCAGCUUCAGGAUUAGAAAUAACUCCACUCAGCGGAGGUUUUGGAAACCACUUUGGCCCUAUCGAAUUUAGAGCCGACCGCCCCUUCUUAAUUUACUUAAUUGAUCGAGAAAAUUACAACAUUCCGUUGAUAAUCGGGCGUGUCUACAACCCACUUCAAGGUAAAUACACGAAUGUCAAUCAGCAUCAAGAUUCGGCAGAAAAAACGGCGGUGAAAGCUGAACGUCACAGCCCAGCGAAAGUCAGCGCGGCGUUGAUACAGAGAACCGAGUUUCAACCUACUCGUCCAUUUCCUCAAUUUAUCCAAGAGAGCGACCAAGUGAUUUACCCGCAGAAACCGUCGUAUUACUACAAUUCUGUCAAACAAUUUGCAAAUCGAUAUUUUUCGCACUCCCCACCCGUAAAGCACUUGCAUACUACCCCCGUUGUAUUUCCAGAAGACAAUUUAGACGGACACCAUUGGAAGAGAGAAAUUGGAAAUUCAACUUCUUUACCCGAAGUGUCAUCGACAACGGUAACGUCGUCCACAUUAGAAAAUGAGGACGUGGAUACUCGAUUGAAAGACCCGCUGUGGUUCAACAAGCCAACUGCGCCAGAAGUGAUAAUUCCAUUAAAUCCUCCGGUAUUAAAUCACAGACCAGCUAUCGUUCGCCCCCAAUCGACAGCGAUCCCAGAAAAACCAUCGUCGACUAGUGGCCAACCGUUCAGCUCUACAAUUCCACCGAAUAUCUUUUUUGCGCUACCAACAGCUCCGAAUCCAUCGCCGGUGUUUCCAAUCAACCAAGCGAACAAUGGUUGGAAUCAGAAAGAGCAAAAUAUUGGCGGAGCACCUGGAUACCCUCCAUCACACAAUAACGACAUGACAUUUCUGAAUAAUCGACCAGUCUUCAUAUCCCCUCCAUGGUAUCCAAGUCAAACUCAUUCCUACUUCCAGCCACAUUCCUCUGGUUCAGGAUCGGAAUUACAAGGAAUAUUUUUCCCAGACUACCGCUCCUCGUCUCGAAACUACACGCCCGUUUGAUUUUUUUACAAAAUUUUUACAUAAGGUUUCCAAUGAAUGUGGGCUUAGAUUAUAAGACUAGUCAAAUCAUUCAUGAUGGAUUUGGACUGUGCACUGUGUACUGUUGUUUUCAAAAGCGAUUUGGGGAUAGACGAUUUGGGGCUUUGGAAUUUCAACGUCAUCAAUUGUAAUUUUUAAUGAAACUAUAUUAUAGCAAAACCAAAUAAAUCAUUUUGAAAACCCCCCAAAA